Messenger RNA from Ornithodoros turicata, 2517 nucleotides. RefSeq lists its product as uncharacterized. The coding region runs from base 1 to 2517 and encodes 838 amino acids. Gene Ontology annotation, molecular function: catalytic activity. Lineage: Eukaryota; Metazoa; Arthropoda; Arachnida; Ixodida; Argasidae. The record is from RefSeq and is a predicted model, not a curated record. The transcript has 5 exons.
AUGGAUAGCCUUCGCAUACUCCAAUGGAACUGCUACUCUGUACUCAACGGCCUUCCAGACCUUAACACACUAGCUUCCUCUUGUUCUCCAGAUGUUAUCUUACUUCAAGAGACUUGGCUUUCUGCUUUUCGGUCAUUUUCUCUUCCCGGUUUUCAUGCGUGCCGCUUAGACCGACCAGCUGGCUGCGGUGGUGGCCUGCUGACACUUGUUUCCACAUCCCUCAUUCACUCUUCCUCUGUUUUCUAUGAGCAAUCAUCUCUGGGCUGCGAAGUGCUCGGCGUUCGCCUUGCCUCGCCGUCCCUGAAUACCUUUAUCAUCAACGUCUAUUGUCCUGGUGGCUUUCUCUCCGCCGGGCCCGUGGAUGCUGCUGUGGCCAAGGCUUCUGGUGAUGUUUUAGUAGCCGGGGAUUUCAACUCCCACCAUGUCCAGUGGGGCCAUAAGACCGACUCGCGAGGCCGGGACUUGUGGGCUUGGAUUUGCCAGCGAAACCUUUCUGUGGCUAAUGAUGGAUCGUCUACGUUUCUCCGAGGGACUGCGCGCUCUGCGAUCGACUUGACCUUGUGCUCUCCCCGGAUCAAGCUGUCUUCGUGGAGAGCCAUCGAUUCGUCCACCAACAGCGAUUACCUAACCAUUUAUUUCGAGCUCCUGUCUCCUGUCCUCCGCACUGUCUCUGUGCGGUCCCACUGUAACCGCUCUCUGCAAGAGAAGAAACUUGCUUCAUUGCUGGCUGGAAGCGACGAUCUCCCUCCUCUGGACAAGGCAAUCUCGUCUCUUUCCUCUCUCUCUCAAUCUCUGCAGCAGUCCACUUUUAGGGUGGAGAAACGUACUUCCUCCAGCUGUGCUCCUUGGUGGACCGGUGAUUGCACGAGAGCCUUCAGACGCCGCAAGGCAGCUUGGAAACAAGUGCUUGCUAACACAUGCUACACGAACUGGACACAUUUCCAGCGUCUCAAGGCGCUUUAUAAACGCACAAUUGCUGCCGCCAAGCGUGACUUUUAUUCGGGUCGCAACUCAUUCCUCUCAGCUCCGAACUGCAGGAAAGCGCUACACAGACACAUUGCUUUUAUCCGCAGAUCCUUCUCCACUGCACCCCCCGCUCUAACCGUCCUUUCCGAUGCCGACUCUAGCUCGCGCCUCGAAGGAGUCGCGAGGGGGCUUGCUCAGCGGUUCUCGAAUGCGGUAGCCGUAGUAUUACCUGCCCUUCCAGCUCCAUCCUCUGGGUUUCAUGCUGUCUCCCCCGCGGAGCUGGAAUGUGCUGUGAGGGCUCUUCCUAACAGUGCUCCCGGUCCUGACGGGGGCUGGAGGCGGUCUCGAAUCGUCGUCGUUCAGAAGGUGUCCUCCAGGGGCCUCUCUCUCGACAAUAUUAGGCCAAUUUACACUGACGUCAGUCCUUUCCUCGAGUGCCAGAUCCCCCUUGCCCGCGAGAGGGGAUUUCUCUCUGGGCUUGUGGCUCUAGAUGUUGCUAAAGCCUAUGACAGCGUAGAGCAUUCGGUGCUCCUCCAGGAGUUAGUGAACGCUAACACUCCCCCUUACCUGAUUGCUUGGGUCAUGGCCUUCCUUUGUGAUCGCUCGUUCUUCUGUUCUGCUGGUUCCCUAGUUUCUUCAUCUUACCCCCAGAGUAGGGGCGUCCCCCAAGGAUCGGUGCUGUGUCCCAUAUUAUUCAAUGUUUUGAUGAGCUCCCUUCCAUGUGACCCGAGCAUUACAACUUUUACGUAUGCGGAUGACAUUGCUUUCUUUGCUUCGGCACCCUCAUUGUCUGAGUUGUACGCCAAGCUUCAAGCCUACCUGGACACCCUGGCAGCCUGGAUGAGCUCUAUGCACCUUUCCCUGAAUGUGGACAAGUCGGCCAUGCUCGUGUUCCCGCUGAACACUCCAGUCACCAUCGACCUGCAAGUUGGCCUGCAAUCGGUCCGUCAAGUUAAGCAGCUCAAGUACUUGGGGAUGUGGUACGACGACUCGCUGAGCUGGCGUCACCACAUAGAUCACUUGUGUCUAAAGGCAACGAAGGCAAUCGGCGUCCUCCACCGGUGCUCUAGCCCCCGUGUCGGCAUGCGCAGAGAUGCCCUGCUCUACGUGUACCGUUCUUACGUGCGACCCAUUUUGGAGUUUGGAGCGGUCCUUUUUUCUUCCCUGCCUGACUGGCGAUUAACCAAACUGUACACUUUGGAGCGGCGGGCCCUCCGCCUCUGCUUGGGCCCUCCCCGGUAUUCGGCUAAUGAUGCACUUCUCCUUGAGGCCCGGUUGCCUUCUCUCAAGGCUCGGUUCCGGCUACUUACUGUGAGCGUCUUCCUGUCUCAGCGCCAGAACCCCAUUGCGCUGUCAAAUAAUGCGGCUCUCAAGGAUGCUCGGCUGUGGCUAACUCGGCAGUGGCACCGCAGAAAUACUCCGCAAUUAGUUUUCGCCCAGCAACUCCUUAUGCCAUUAAAGGUUUCGCUCUUGGAUGCCCUCCCUCUUGGGGCCCCGCUGGACCCUCCUUCUAUGCCACCGGAGCAGGAGGAGCUGACGAUCAGAGACUAA